Messenger RNA from Physcomitrium patens, 2232 nucleotides. Its product is annotated as protein disulfide-isomerase. Gene Ontology annotation, molecular function: protein disulfide isomerase activity. Gene Ontology annotation, biological process: response to endoplasmic reticulum stress; protein folding. Lineage: Eukaryota; Viridiplantae; Streptophyta; Bryopsida; Funariales; Funariaceae. Gene Ontology annotation, cellular component: endoplasmic reticulum. The record is from RefSeq and is a predicted model, not a curated record.
UGCUGCAUUGUUAGUGACGUGGAUUUUGUGUAGUGUGUUUGAAUUUUUGGUUGUUACUGCGAGCUGGGAGAGUAGGGGUUCAAGUUUGAUGCUUUGAUUGCUGCUUUGGUAUUGAUGCUUGAUGCGUAUGGAGUAUGGCAUCAGUGGUGAUGCAAUUCGAUUUGGUUUUAGAUUUUAAGAGGGUGAAGGGGAGGUGUGCUACGAAUUCUUUAAAGAUGGCGGCUCAUUCGUGGAUUGGGCUGCUGCUGAUGCUUUUGGUGGUUCCUUGGGCGAGCGCAGCAGUCUCAGAGAAGGAUGUGCUUGUACUUACUAUUGAAAACCUCUCCAAGACAAUAAUGGAUAAUCCCUUCAUUGUUGUUGAGUUUUAUGCUCCCUGGUGCGGACACUGUAAGAAGCUAGCUCCUGAGUAUGCCAAGGCUGCAACGGAGCUUAAGAGCCACGAUCCCCCAAUUGUUUUGGCCAAGUUGGACGUAAAUUCGGAGGAAAACAAGCCCUUGGCUUCUGAGUACGGGAUCAAGGGCUUUCCAACUAUCAAGAUCUUCAAGAAGGGUGGGGGCAUCGUGUCAGAUUAUAAAGGCCCCCGAGAUGCUGCGGGGAUUAUCGCUCAUCUGAAGCAAUUGGUUGGACCACCUUCAGUGGAAAUUACGUCAGCCAAGGAAGCAGAGGAAUUAGUCAAUAAGUCUCAGCUUACAGUCGGUUUGUUCAAGAGUCUGGAGGAUAAAGAAUACUUGGACUUCAUGACUGUAGCGGAUGAAUUACGAACAGAUUACCAGUUUGCACAUACUUUAGACAGCUCUUUUGUGCCCGACAAGGGUGUUGUACUUGUGGCUCCUGCAGUUCGUCUGUACAAGUGCUUUGACGAAGGUUUUAAUGAUGCUCAAGACUUGUCGGUGAAGGGGUUGAAAAAGUUUCUUGAAGAAAAGAGCGUUCCACUUGUCACUGAAAUGAACAAAGACCCUACAUCUCAGGCUUUCUUGAGCAAGUUCUUCAACACUGUUGCUACCAAGGCUUAUCUUCUCCUGGACUUGAAGGCUGAUACCGCUGAGUCUUACAGGACCAUCUACGGUGAUUUGGCGAAAGCUUUCCAGCCAAAAGGCCUCAAAUUUCUCAUAGCUGAUUCAAAAGAGAACGACAACGCUGUGAAGUUUUUUGGUAUCAAAGAUGGUGGAUUGCCAGCACUUGUUGUUCAGGAUAAAGAUAAUAAUAGAAAGUAUGUGGUACACAACAUCGAGGCUUCAGAUAUGCCUGGAUGGUUACAAGAUUUUCAGGAUGGCAAGAUUGAAGCAUACGUGAAAUCUGACGAGAUACCAGUAAAAAAUGAUGAGCCCGUGAAGGUUGUUGUGAGGAAGUCUCUCAAUCAGAUGGUAUUAGAUUCUGGGAAGAACGUGCUGCUGGAGUUUUACGCACCUUGGUGUGGUCACUGCAAAAAGCUAGCCCCUACCCUGGAUGCGCUUGCGGCCGAUUUUAAGGAUGACUCCGAUGUUGUUAUUGCUAAGAUGGAUGCCACCGCCAAUGAUGUCCCUUCAGACCUGUUUGACGUCAAGGGCUUCCCAACACUCUACUUUCGCACAGCCACUGGAGAAAAUAUUCGAUAUGACGGUAACCGCAGUAAAGCUGACCUCUCGAAGUUUAUUAAGAAGCACAGAACAACUGCUCUUGAAACUGCAGGUUCUACGGGAGAGGGUGGUGAUGCUAAGGAUGAACUGUAAUUAUCAGUUUGGCAUCCAAUUUAGCGACAAUAAAAUUUUCCAUUUGUAAGCAGAUUAUGUAUGUUGGCUAUAAUACUACUUGCUGGUUCCAAAUCAGACCUCAUGUGAUGGCUGUACGUCGUCCGUUUUGAUGUGGUUUGGACAAACAGUUGUCUCUGCUCUUCAGAUCUUUUGUGCCCACCUUGUGCGGUUAUGGUUCUAUUAGUUUUGGAUAUAGUAUUUUUGAAGCGGCCUAGCAGAUUGAUUAGAGCUGGUGUUGAGGUCCACGCCACUGAUGAGCCGAAGGUCCAUUAGUUCCACUCGGCAGACUCAAUAACCAUCUAGACAGUUCUUCAGACAUCUUAUUCUGCCCUCUCACCUUAGACAUCCUGCAUUGAUUGUUUCAGUUGCUGAAAAAGAGCUCAUAAAAACGGUAUCUAGGAGUUCAUAGGCUACAAUGUAUUGCUUAUUCAAUCACCAAGGCCAAUACUCUUUCACCGACUUUGGAUUCUCCAAUGAUGAUAAAGGGUCUUAUUACUCAGGA